This is a messenger RNA of Chenopodium quinoa (quinoa), 939 nucleotides long. RefSeq lists its product as uncharacterized. The transcript has a single exon. The record is from RefSeq and is a predicted model, not a curated record. Lineage: Eukaryota; Viridiplantae; Streptophyta; Magnoliopsida; Caryophyllales; Amaranthaceae. Bases 127 to 336 code for a protein of 69 amino acids.
AACUAUCCUGUAUAUAUAAAUGAGACUCUGUUUAAUCUCCAAAAUAUCACACCAAUCACCAUCAAUACAUCACUCAAGAAGCCAUCUAAAAAAAAACAGGGCAAUCAGUAAGGCAGAGAAAGAGUAAUGGCAGAUUGGGGACCAGUGGUGGUUGCGUUGGUUCUGUUUAUUCUGUUGACGCCAGGACUGCUGUUUCAGCUGCCCGGAAAGAACAGAGUUGUGGAGUUUGGAAGCUUGCAGACCAGUGGGAUGUCAAUAAUAGUCCACACCGUCAUCUACUUCUGCCUCAUCACCAUUUUCCUAAUUGCUGUUGGUGUCCAUAUAUACACCAACUAGCCCUCACUCCUAUGCUGAGAUUUUCAUGUUUCAACUGUCUGCUAUUUUGAUUUGUUAUUUAUUGGUUUGUUGGCAUUCAAAUCCAUUACUUUAAGAUGUUUGACACUCCUAUAAUGUAAUCCUUUAAAGAUGUUUAAUGAUAUUACAAUUUCUAUACUCAGACCACUGAGAAAUACUUGAUCUUUAACAAUCACGUAAUUGCAGCAAAGCAUAAACUACACAGUAAUCACUUGACAACAAGAGAAUGUAUUAACUAACAAACAGCAAAUCACAAACUAUCAUGACAACAAUAAAGAUUUUGCACUCUGCAGAGUGAUGCAAAAUCUAUAGUAUAUCAUCAAAUAUGACAUUGACCUAAAGUUUGUGUUAACAAAUAACACCCUUGGCUAUGGCUAUGUGUUAGGAUCCAACCUCUUAUGUCUUUAUUUAGCUUAUGUUAAACUUUCAAUGUAUUCGUGUAAGUAGUUUAGGCGCUAGAGGAGAUUAUUGUGUUACUGUCAUUUCAGUGUUCACUAGUAUUUCUCCAUGUAAGCAAUAUAAAGCUCUAUAUGGAGCGAUGGUUGAAUGAAUGAAAAAGCUCCUAUUCGGGUUGCCUUGCUUUAA